AUGGCUACCAUUCAAUGGACAGCAGCGACCGCGCUCGUGACGUGGGGCGCUCUGUGCGCAACAGUGGGCGCUUGGGUGGGAAAGAACUACGUGCUGGAGCAACGCCAACUGCGCUCGGACGAUCCACUGGUCGUCGCCGCGUUGGAGCACGAGAUCGAGCGCCAGAAGCAGCUGCGGACGCAGGAACGAAGUGGCCGGACCACUGCCGAGCGAGAAGCACGGGAAGCUCUGCAGCAGCAACAGCAGGCAACGGGGUACUCGCUCGAGGCCAUUGCGUACACGGACUCGUGUUUCGCUGAUCGACGGGGCACUCCGCGACAAGGGGGUCUCGUGGCGAACGCCCGGGCGCGUAUCCAGUUCAACACGAGUAUCCCACCGGCAUCGCUCGAGUGUCUGGAGCACUUUAGUCACCUGUGGGUGCUGUUUGUCUUCCACGAGAACACAAACUUGACCAAGCGCGCGUCCAAGUCGACGUUCCCAGCCAAGAUCGCUCCUCCACGACUUGGGGGCAAGAAGGUCGGGCUCUUCUCCACGCGCACGCCGCAUCGGCCAAACGCAGUCGGUCUCUCGGUCGUCAAGAUCGAAGCUGUGCAUGAUCGGUGCAUUGAGAUCAGUGGCCACGACCUCGUGCAUGGCACGCCCGUGCUGGACGUGAAGCCAUACGUGCCUGCCGAUUGCGUAUCGGCGCACGUUGUGCCUGACUGGGUGGCAGCAGACACGGACGUGAGGGCCAGACCUGUCGAGUUCUCACGGGAUGCAAUGGCGUCAUUGACCGACCUUGUCGAGGCCAAGUUGUCGUCGUUUUACUCCGACGUAGCGGACCUGAAGGCUGCCAUUGAGCAGAUGCUUGUCUUGGACAUCCGCAGUGUGCACCAGGGACGCGGACAAGCUGCAGAGACGCAGCAGUUCCAAUGCCGCUUUGAUAACGUGCUGAUCGAGUUCACAACGCUGCACGAGUGCAUCCGCGUGCUGAGCUGCACGCGGUAUAUAACACCGCAGGAGCGAUCUCGCCAGAGUCUCAGCUGA
Hyaloperonospora brassicae is the source of this 1026-nucleotide messenger RNA. Lineage: Eukaryota; Oomycota; Peronosporomycetes; Peronosporales; Peronosporaceae. The record is from the annotation of a GenBank genome assembly.